CUGUGAAACCUGGGGCAUAGUCGAGUCCGUAGCUAGCUCAACUGCGGUCUCUCUGAGCUUCAUGUAAUACGUUUCAACAACAUGGCGGAAGAAGACGAGGAUUCAUCGUUAGAACGCGUUCUUCAAAGGCACAGAAAGGAAGCGAAAGAUCUUCAGGCCAAAAUCCAGGCGUUGAAACACUCUGUUCCAAAAGGUGACAAAAAGAAGAAAAAAGAGAUGGCUCUUGAGAUUGCAAAGCUGGAGGAAGAUUUAUCCGUGAGACAUAAGAAUGAGCUGGACUCACUGCAGAGUGACUCAAGUAAAGAGAAUCAUAAGGAACUAGAUGUCACAAAGGAGAUGGAAUCCAUUUCGAUAACCUCGGGUGAAGGGGAAACACACUCUCGAGUUUCAAAAGCACAAAAAAGACGGGACAAAAAAGCUGCUAAAGAUAAGGAAAGAGAACAAAGAAUUGCUGAAGCUGAAUUGGAAAAUGUGCAUAGUGCACGUAAUGUGGAAGCUGAGAAACUAAAAGAAAUCUUGGCAACCAGAGGAUUGUCCAUAAAAGAGAUCACUCCUGAUGGACACUGCUUGUACAAUGCUAUUGCUGAUCAGCUGUCUAGGAGAAAUCAACAGACUGGUAUGCAAACAUUACGAAAACUUGCAGCAGAUUAUAUGUUGAGCAAUCAAGAUGAUUUUUUGCCAUUUUUGACCGAUGCGAAAACUGGGAAGCUGUACACACCAGAUCAAUUCGUUCAGUAUUGCGAAGAAAUCGCUGCGACUGCUUCAUGGGGAGGACACCUUGAGAUCCAGGCUUUGUCUCAAGCUCUAAAGCUUCCUAUAGAAGUUUAUCAAGCUAACGCCCCAGUUCUAAGAAUAGGAGAGGACUAUGAUGACCGGCCAUUAUUGUUAUCAUAUCAUCACCAUGAAUACGGUCUGGGAGAGCAUUACAACUCAGUCAUUCCCACAGAAGAAUGUUUUGACAGCUAGCACUUAGAGUAAUGAUUCAUUGAACGCGAAACUGAAAACGAUUUAUUACAAUCAAAAGACUAUCAAUGUGUACCAGAACACCCAUAGUGGUCAUUUAAAUAAAAGAUUAGACGUCGUGACAUUUGUUUGUCGAAUAUGCCUUCCGGUAACCGAGAGCCAUCCCGUCACCUAAACUUAUUUGACCAGUUGAAUCGAGUGGAUAAGCUUUAGUUAACGACAGCACCUUUAAUUAAAGGUGAGUAUUUGACAAAGUUUACCUGCUUCUUUUCCACGUUGAUGAAGCUUUCAUCUGAUCGGAUCAAUGAUUAAAGAGUCUUGUGGAAGCGAAAGAGAGUUAUCAGAUCUUGUAGGGGGGCUUAACUGUAAUGUGGAAUAAAAUCAACUUGGAACCACUGCCUUCUUCAAAUUUCCUCUUUAUUGACAUUAUAGUUUGAUUUUAGUAAUUUCGUGAAAAAUUAGAUAAAGCUUCAAGAUUGGCAAACGGACUGGCUCCAAUUUAUAGGUCACUUUAAAGGUCUGAACAAAAUGAGGCCAAGAGCAAAACUUAAACAUUAUGAAAAUUAGUUCAUCUACAUGGGAAUAAAAAUUAAUUUCAUAUCAAAGGUCACUCUUAUCCUCAUUUCCAUAGAGGAACUUCAAGUAUCUUUUGAUAUACUUUCGACUUCAUAUUGGAAACAACAAUAACAACACUGAUCAGCCUUAACGAGAAUUUGACGUGCAAAAACAAAAUUUAGAGAAUUCCUAGCUGUUUGCUGAUGUAGCACACUACAAAAAGUUAAAAUGAUUAUCCUUCAACUCUGUCCCCGUAGGAGAGAGCUUUGGAGUUCAUCAGAGGCUGUUUGAUUUCAAUCUACUCUUUUGAUCGCCAUACAUUCGUGUUGUCUAAAAAUUGUAAUUGGAAGUGUCCAUUACAUGGAUUUCUUUUUUGAUAUAAAACUGUUUAUGCUCUGGCAUGGGAAAAAAGUUUUAAUAUCAAUUUUUCUCGUUUUCUCCGGGAUUGGCUCCUGGUUUAUCCUGAUCGGCCGUUCCGCUCUCAUCUGGUUU
Molecule: messenger RNA, 2010 nt
Organism: Pocillopora verrucosa
Lineage: Eukaryota; Metazoa; Cnidaria; Anthozoa; Scleractinia; Pocilloporidae
Product: deubiquitinase OTUD6B-like
Biological process (GO): protein deubiquitination
Molecular function (GO): cysteine-type deubiquitinase activity
Source: RefSeq, a predicted model, not a curated record